Messenger RNA from Talaromyces atroroseus, 3471 nucleotides. RefSeq lists its product as hypothetical. The transcript is spliced from 2 exons. The coding region runs from base 1 to 3471 and encodes 1156 amino acids. The record is from RefSeq and is a predicted model, not a curated record. Lineage: Eukaryota; Fungi; Ascomycota; Eurotiomycetes; Eurotiales; Trichocomaceae. Gene Ontology annotation, molecular function: protein binding.
AUGGGGCUCUCUUCCUGGUUUUCUUCACGUUUUAAAAAGGAAACCAGGAAUCCCAAUUUAUCAGACAAACAGAUUAACGAUGACGCAUCUUCUAUUGCACCUUCCGCGGCACAUGUGCACUACGACAAGGCUGACGACAAGCCGAGCGCUUCCAACUCUCAUACAGACCUAAUAUCUGAAUCGCAGGAGGUAUGGGAAGAAGCAUACACUCUAGUUAAAAAUGAUGAAUCAAUGCGGCCCAUCAUUGAGGAAUAUGAGGCCAAGAUGCUAUCGGAGUUGCAGCCUCUGUCUGGGAAUGCUGCGACUAACGCCUCGCUGAUCUGUGAUAUCGCAAGCCUCAACACCGACAAUCGGAAACGUUUCAUGGAAAGACUAGUGUACAAGGAAGGAGUCUCAUCCGGUCGAUCGAAGGCGGUUUCACAAAUUGCAACUGUCUUUGAUUCAACAGAACAAAUCAUCGGCUCCGUACUUGAUGUUUAUCCACCGGCUUCCGUGGUCUGGGCAGGAGUGUGUCUGGUCCUCAAACCGGUCAAUCUUCUGCGCUCGGAUGCCUGGCAGUCCAGUGAAGAAUACAAAAAGUUCAAGGUUCCCAUCCGAAAGGAAAUUGUUACUCUCUACGGCCUUGUCAUUGAAUAUCAGAUGCUCACAUUUCAAACCUGCAAUCAUCGAAUUCGCGACUUUGCCAAAAACGCAGUGGGUUUGAGCCAGUGGGACGAAAAAAUUCGGGCCAUCAUAUCCGCUGAGAAACGGGUCGAUAAUUUCCUGAAUUAUGAUCACAAAACGAAUGUUCUCGCCAACCUGUUGGAUAUUAAGAAAGUGUGCGAAAACAAGUUAGACUCUGUGAUCAAAGUCCUAAACCAACACCAUGAAUUCAUGCUGGAGGAAUCCUUAUCGAAUGAACGAAACGCUCUCAUCCAGGAUUUCAAGCCGAAUCCUAAUCAACACAACUAUCAAGCUUAUCGAGAUUAUUUCGACCAUAUUGUGGCCCCUCUGGAAGGGACUAACAGUGGAAUACGAAAUGAUCCUCGAUACAAACGAUGGGAAACCGGAGAAGAUCGCCUUUUUCUCAUCUUGGCAAACCCUGGAGCAGGCAAGUCUGUGUUUACUAAGUCGUUGUUGCAAGACUUGGAAAAUCAACCGGAAUCAAAUCCGUCAACGGUUUGUUCAUUUUUCUUCAAGGAUAAAAGUGGCCAGCAAAACAAGGCAAAUGUUGCACUUUGCAAAAUUCUUUACGAACUUUUCUUAGCCCAAGGGAAUCUCAUAGAUGGUGUCCGAGAUAUGGUCAAGCCUCUGGACAAAGAGGAUUUGCGACUGAAUCUCGACAAGCUCUGGGAUAUCUUUGAAGCUGCAAUAUCCCAAACUGCCCCCUUUAGAAGUAUUAUCAUUCUCCUGGAUGCGCUGGAUGAAGUCGAUGAAGACCAGAUAAAGAACCUGCUCUAUAGACUGCAACGGUUCUCGAACCCUGCGGUCAAGUUUCUUCUUACAUCACGCCCAACGCAGGCUGUCCUCGACAUGUUCCAAUCACAGAAAGAUUUCAUCUUGAACAUGAAUGAUGAUGUGGAAUGCAAUGAAUCGCUUUCUAGGGACGUCACAAAAGUAGCAACAAGUCGUCUGGACACCUUCUUUCGGAACAACAAGAUCGAGAAUGGAAUUACCAAGGCCAAGUUGCGCAAUACAUUCAAGCAACACAUGAGCAAUAACUAUACGUAUCUUUUUGUCGGCUUGAUAUUUGACUAUCUAGACAAGCAGCCGAUGAAACGACUACCGAGCCAAUGGAUUGAGACGUUCACGACUCUUCCGACAACGGUGUAUGACACCUACCGAGCUCUACUGGAGGAUAUUCCCGGAAAUGACAGACCUGAUGUCAAGGCCAUGCUUCAACUUGUUCUGGCAGCACAGAGGCCGCUAACGGUGCGCGAGAUGAACAUUGCAUUGAACGUCUGUACAAUCGAUGAUGUGAUAGACAGCACUGAGGAUAUGGAGUUGAUGCAAGAUGCCGAGGACUUCAAGAUCUGGAUUCUCAAGACCUGCCACUUCUUCCUGGUGACUUAUGAUAAUCGCAUUCAUUUCAUCCACCAAACUGUCAGGGACUACCUUCUCCCGCUGAAGUCCUCGGAUGAUAAACGACCCGAAUGGCUGACGGAUGAUUUCUCAGAGGAGGCCUGUCAUCAGACUAUCAUGAAGACCUGUAUCAAAUACAUCUCUGCCCCUUUUAUUCAAAGACCUGCUAUAGCGAGUUUAAAGGAUUUCUUCGAUGCUCCUCUCCCCACUCAACUUGAAACUCAGCAGUGGUUCAGGCAAACGCUCGAAUUUGGCGAAUAUGCCUUCACACAGUGGCUAAUGCAUCUGGAUUUCAUACGAAAUCGCGAACACAAGGAAUGGCCCGAGGCACUUGAGACCGUUCAGAAGCAAUUUGUCUUUAUGCCAUUUGAUUUUGCUGAGCUUUGUUUCUGCUGCUCUAGUUUUCCCUCCAAGAGGGAAGUGGAAGUAUUCAGAGACAUGCCAUUGCUAGGUGAAAAAGACAGCAACGAUCAUCGUGAUCUUACCUUGGACUGCUUGGCCAAGGGCUUGGUGACACGAUACCUGAAGACCAGCAUAUCAUCGGAGCUACAUUACGCGAUUUCCCUGUCCGAGGAACUCAUCAGCCGCACAGAUUCCACUGAUGCAAGAUUGAGCAGAAGACUCAUAGACAUAUCCCGGGCUUACCUGAUAGCACAUGAUGACAGCUCCAAGUUCCACUAUGUGGAGUCAGGCCUUGAUUCAGCCGAGCGUGCAGUUCAAGUAACUUCUCCAGGUCACAUCAAUCGGCCCCGAGCCUUGCAAGUUCGUGCCGAUGCUCUCGGGAAACGAUACUUCGCCGAUCCAGGGCUAACUGGCGACGAUAUCAACAAAGCAAUCCAUGACAUCGAAGAGGCUCUAAAUACUACAUCACCGUACGUCUUAGACGACCAAGACAAAGCCUUCUUCCUCCACAGCAAGGCUGUCUACUACGGUUAUCGGUCACGACAAGGAACAGAUAGCAGUCUCAAAGAUCUCGACAAGGCUAUCAAGGUUGCUCGGGAGGCAGUGGAUAUGCUGUCGCCCACCAGCCUACGCAGAGACAGCGCAUUACAUACGCUGAGUGUCUGGCUGGGCGCACGCGCUGAAGAAACAAGGGAAAUAGAACAUAUCGACGAAGCCAUCCGAGUAGAUAAAUUGGCACUUGGCAGUGUCCUCCCGCAACAGCAACGUACGACGAGUACCGACCAUUUCUCUUCGCUGAGGGGGUUGGUGGCUCAUCUACUGCUUCGAUAUACAUUCACGGAGUCUUUGGAGGAUCUGCGCGAGUCUUUGGAGGUCGCUGAGUACGCUCUUCGGGUUAUUCCAAAACAUCACGAUACGUAUCUUGGUUGUAAGCGAGUGUAUAUUCGGCUACUGGAACUGGCUGAUGAUGUUGGUCUGGAGUAUGAAGAUGUACGACUGAAUAUUUAA